Messenger RNA from Danio rerio (zebrafish), 1019 nucleotides. It is a transcript of the gene rbp7a, whose product is annotated as retinol binding protein 7a, cellular. The record is from RefSeq and is marked validated. NCBI's taxonomy places the organism in Eukaryota, Metazoa, Chordata, Actinopteri, Cypriniformes, Danionidae. Gene Ontology annotation, molecular function: lipid binding.
UCUGGCAUUGUUUGCACUUUGUUUUCCACUGGAACAGUUUGUAGACGACUAAUAAAAUGCCUGUGAGCUUCUGUGGAACAUGGGACAUGGUCAGCAAUGCCAACUUUGAAGGAUACAUGAUUGCUUUAGGGAUCGGCCUGUACACCCGCAAGAUCGCCCUAAAGCUAAAACAGCGUAAAGUGAUUGAGCAGCUCGGGGAUCGAUAUGUGGUCAAGACUCUCAGCACUGUCAAAAACUACACUUUCUCAUUCAGAGUCAAUGAGGAGUUUCAAGAGUUCACCAAGGGACUGGAUGACAGACACUGCAAGUCUGCGGUGUCAUGGGAGGGGAACAAGCUGGUUUGUGUUCAGAAGGGUGAGAAGAAGAACAGAGGCUGGGCACACUGGAUUGAGGAUGACAAACUUCAUUUGGAGUUGCACUGUGAAGAUCAAGUCUGCAAGCAAGUGUUCAAGCGGGUGAUCUGAGGUCCUGCUGCUGCUGCAGAUGCUUAAAAAGUGCACUGGUGUAAACAACGUUUACGCUUCAGAGUCAGAGUAAUAUGAGGCGAGGGGGGAAAUUAAAAGUUUCAACUUGUGCCUCAAAACCUGACUAGCGGCGGCCUGCACACUGAAGCUGAAUGUGUUUAGGAGCAGGAUUUGAAGUGCUUUUCCGUUAGAGGGCGCUAUAAGACCAAGAACAAACAGACUCACGUCAACAGUAGUUUACCCACAGGAAACACUGCAUGUUGACAGAAGUUGUGACACUAUUGCCUAAUCAUGUUUACAUGUAAUACAAGAGCCGCAGUCACAAACAUAUAGAGUUAUUCUAUCACCAGGAUCUGUCUAAUAAAAGAACAAGCAUCUUUUGAAUAUGAAUUUUGUAAGACACUUUUUGUUUAUUGUUUGUUAAGCUUUACUUUUGGUUAAGGCAUAGUCUAUGAUGCCUACAUAUACAUGUUGUUAAUUUGAUUACUUGAAAUCUUUUUUUUUUUUACUGUAUUUGAAAGCCUAUUAUUGUGCAAUAAAUUUUGAAACAAGUUA